Messenger RNA from Phytophthora sojae, 873 nucleotides. RefSeq lists its product as hypothetical. The coding region runs from base 1 to 873 and encodes 290 amino acids. The transcript is spliced from 3 exons. The record is from RefSeq and is a predicted model, not a curated record. NCBI's taxonomy places the organism in Eukaryota, Oomycota, Peronosporomycetes, Peronosporales, Peronosporaceae.
AUGUCUCCUGACGCAGAGGUGGCCGGAGAGAUUAAAGCGAUGUCUUUCCAGCGCAAUGUCUUUCGUGCGUGUGACCUGGUCGUGUACGUGAUGGGUACCGGUGCUACGAUCACCGAUGCAUUCGACCGCUGCUUGGAAUAUAAUCCUGGAGCAAUUUCCUGUCCUAAGAAGCAUCGUGGUGGGCUCUCGGGGGAGAUUCGCCAGAUAUUUUGUGGAUAUCGGACUACGGCGACAGAUCUCGAUCUGUGUCAUUUGUUGGAUAAAGCAUUUCGACAUGCCAGCGAGAAGACCCUGUGGGGCAAACGAUUCAUGGAGAAGCAGACUGGGAAGGAUGCUCAGCUAAUGGCAAUAUCGUACACGAAUGUUGAUAUCAAGCGUUCAGCAGCCGAACCACCACUCGAAAGAAGACAAGUUGAGACGUACGAGAACGUGGCCGCUCAUAUGGUCUUCUGUGAGUCGCGAAAAUGUGGGGUGCGGGGAAUUCUUUUCGGUGACUUCUUCGCUGGAUUGCAUGGAAAAUUGCAGGAGAUGUACAAGCCGAUGGAAUUGGCUAUUGGUGCUACCAAGGAAAAGCCUGCUGCCAGUAAACUUUGGGCAGAGUAUAAACCUCUUAAGAAGCUGUUCGAUAUGAUGAUUCCCUUUGUGGCUCCUCCGAAUGCUGUGUGGCAGCAAUGCAUCCUUGAAACUCUGGCAACCAAGGCUGCAACGGAUGGUACCAGAGGUGGUGUGUACGUGAAAGACAUGGAUAACCCACGCUUUUUAUUUGUGAAUGCAAACAGACAUGAUGAAGGGGGUACUUUGCGGGCUGGGUGCUGCGUGGGAGAUAAAGUGGGCGGUUGUGCUGGUGUUUUGUGUGAGACUGGCGAGCUGUAG